Messenger RNA from Necator americanus (New World hookworm), 876 nucleotides. RefSeq lists its product as uncharacterized. Lineage: Eukaryota; Metazoa; Nematoda; Chromadorea; Rhabditida; Ancylostomatidae. The coding region runs from base 1 to 876 and encodes 291 amino acids. The record is from RefSeq and is a predicted model, not a curated record. The transcript has 7 exons.
AUGCUCUUCCUACUGUUGCUGGUGGGACUACCGUAUGUACGUUCGGUGUGCAUACAAUGCGCUUCGCCAGGUCUUCGAAACCAAUGGCAGCUGACCGGUUUACCUCAACGACCAUCGAAUCUCGAAUUCCAUUCGUUCUGCAAUGAUCUUGCCGGGGACUCGUAUUCGGAUAGUGUUUUAAUAUCCACAUGCACUAGCCUCUGUUUUGAGUUGGUCAUACCUUCUGGAAACCAGUACUACUUUGUUCGUGGUUGCCAUGAUGAUUUUAUCGAGAAAAGUGUGUCUGCUCAGAAGGUUCAAACAGAAAAAUGCUUGUUCACUAUGGUCACGGAUCAACGUAUUCCCACAGGAAUCAAGGGAACCGAAUACGCAUCAGCUGUGGCUGCCGUACGUUUCGCGAAGCUCACCGAAGAAGACGAAUACGCGAACGCUAAACUUAAGGAAAGCGGAUUUGCAGAGUCGGAUCUUUCGAAAAAAAUGAUAGCGAAAGGUUGCGUAGCCACUACAACAGUAAGUUGUGUGAAGAGCAUCUUUUACGACGGUACCGGAAGUGACAAUAACAAAGAUUCGUGCACUGGUGCUUAUUGUACGAGCGUUGAGGGAAAACUGAACGGCAGAAAAUACGUGGAGCGUGGUUGUUCGCCUAUCAGUCCUUAUCAGGACAGCACAUGCCUUGCGCUUCUGACUAACACUUCGUUCCACUCAGGACCAGGAGAUGGUGGAUCAUUGUCGCGCACGAAGCGAUCGUUGGAUGCGAUUCUCGAAGGCACACAGUGCAUAUGUUCCACUGAUUACUGUAAUACAUCGGCGAGAGUCUCGUUUUCCGUCCUCCUGGCCACCAUCAUCGUCACCACUGUGAUCCGGUUUUUAUACUGA